GUGGUACUUUUGUGAGCCAGGAGCACGCGGGGCAUUCUGGGUAGGACAUUUUCACGCCAGCCAUAUUGCUCCAUCGUCCUGAUUGAAGGAGAGAGGGGAGAUGAAGGGGAUCCGGGGAAUCAGCCAGCUCUCGAAACGGUUCUAUGCAGCUACCAGAUCAGGCCAGUCACUUGCCCUGCCCUUAGCUGGCCUCAAGCUCUCUCCUGGGGCUGCCCACUCGUACCAGGACGUCCAUGUGACCAGACUGCCUAGUGGACUGGUGAUCGCCUCUCUGGAGAAUUAUUCCCCAGCCUCCAAGAUCGGAGUCUUCGUCAAGGCCGGGUGUCGUUAUGAGACCAAUGACAACCAGGGUGUUACCCACCUUCUCCGGCUGGCAUCCAACCUGACAACCAAAGGAGCUUCAGCUUUCAAGAUAUGUCGUGGUGUGGAGGCAGUGGGUGGCAGCAUGAGUGUGACUUCAUCCAGGGAGAACAUGAGCUACACCGUCGACUGCUUGAGAGAUGACAUUGACACAGUGAUGGAGUAUUUGAUCAAUGUGACCACAGCCCCCGAGUUCAGGGCAUGGGAGGUAUCAGACCUCACACCAAGGGUGAAGAUGGAUAAAGCACAGGCUGCACAGAGUGCUCAAAUAAGUAUAAUUGAAGCUCUUCAUGCGGCUGCCUACAAGAACACUCUCUGUAACUCCCUGUACUGUCCCGACCACAUGGUGGGAGACAUCGAGUCUGAACAUCUUCACCAGUUUGUCCAGAACAACUUCACAAGUGCAAGAAUGGCUCUUGUUGGACUUGGUGUCGACCACUCCGUGAUGAAGCAAGUUGGCGAGCAGUUCCUCAACAUCCGCAGUGGGGCUGGCACCACUGGAGCCGAGGCUCAGUAUCGUGGAGGUGAGGUCCGUCUCCUGAGCACCAGCAGCAUGGUCCACUCCGCGGUAGUCAGUCAGUCAGCAGCAGCAGGCAGCAGUGAGGCUCUAGCUUUCAGUGUGCUGCAGCAUUUACUGGGAGCAGGUCCGCAUAUCAAGAGGGGGUCCUGCGCCUCCAGCAAACUUGUCCACGGUGUUGCCAAGGCAACUACUGACCCCUUUGAUGUGAGUGCGUUCAAUGCGAGUUACUCUGACUCUGGCCUGUUUGGGGUCUACACCAUUUCCCAGGCUGCAGCUGCUGGUGACGUGAUUAAAGCCGCUCUUGCUCAGGUCAAGGCUGUUGCUGAUGGUGGAGUCACCGCAGCCGACCUCACUCGGGCCAAGGCCCAGAUGAAAGGCCAGUUCCUGAUGUCUCUGGAGACUUCAGAGGGACUGCUGGAGACCAUGGGCACUCAGGCUCUGGCUGAGGGAUCAUACUGCUCUCACGAGGAAAUCUCCAAAAAGAUUGACAAUGUUUCCUUGACCGACGUCGCCAAUGCUGCUAAGAAAUUUGUGUCCGGCAAGAAGACGAUGGCAUCCAGUGGCAACCUCGCAAAAACACCCUUUGUGGAUGAGAUCUAAAGUCUCCCAUGGCCCCUUGUCCUCUACCAAACUCCGAUGGCAAAACAGAAUUUGUUCCCUCCACAGAAAAAAGCAGAAGUCAUCAUCACUUUUUAAAAAGCUGUGGUUCUGAGAGAUAUAAUGUCAUAGCACCACUGGGUAUUUAUAGGUGUUGUAACAGUAUGUUUUCAGGUUAUUCUGAAAUGUUGUGCUCCACUCAUUUGUCCACAUUAACUGUAUAGCUGAUGUAAAAUAAUGAAUAAAUUCUAUCUACCUUACAGAG
This is a messenger RNA of Notolabrus celidotus (New Zealand spotty), 1742 nucleotides long. RefSeq names its product cytochrome b-c1 complex subunit 2, mitochondrial (gene uqcrc2b). Gene Ontology annotation, cellular component: mitochondrion. The record is from RefSeq and is a predicted model, not a curated record. Gene Ontology annotation, molecular function: metal ion binding. Lineage: Eukaryota; Metazoa; Chordata; Actinopteri; Labriformes; Labridae. The transcript is spliced from 14 exons. Bases 101 to 1480 code for a protein of 459 amino acids.